This is a messenger RNA of Biomphalaria glabrata, 5545 nucleotides long. RefSeq names its product DDB1- and CUL4-associated factor 8-like. The coding region runs from base 164 to 2404 and encodes 746 amino acids. Gene Ontology annotation, cellular component: cytoplasm; Cul4-RING E3 ubiquitin ligase complex. The record is from RefSeq and is a predicted model, not a curated record. NCBI's taxonomy places the organism in Eukaryota, Metazoa, Mollusca, Gastropoda, Planorbidae. Gene Ontology annotation, molecular function: protein binding. The transcript is spliced from 16 exons.
UAGUCAUAAAAGAAAAAAGAAUCCGAUAAACAGAACAAAUAGAUUUACACAUCAGGGUAAAAAGCUGCCUAUCUGGGAAGACGCAAUAUAUUAUUCUAUGAGAGUCAAGAAUCAUUAAAAGCUUUUCGGGAGUAGCAUUUAGGUCUAGAUCCACUUACGGCACAUGAUGGCCUCGACAGCCUCAUGUGAAGAAACACAGAAAAUGGAAGAAGAUGCUGACAAAGAGGGAGAUUCUGUCAACCACUCUGAUACCAAUAGUAAGGAUGAUGCUGCUGGUUAUCAGUCUCUCAAAUCAGACAACUGUGUGGAGUCAUUAAUCAACAAGGUACUUGAUACUGAACGUUCUUUGAUGCUUUGUCUCAAAGGAGAUGAAGCCCAAGUAGAUAAGCAGGGAGAGAGUGUUGAGAGCAAUAAACACUUUAGCAGUGGAGACACUCCAUUAGCUGAGACUUUGGUGGGAGCUCAUUCUGAGGUGGAAGUCUGUGCUGAACGAGACAUGGACACUUCAGAGCCCAGUAAGGAAGAUGAGUCAAUUUAUAAACACACUCAAAUCUCGCCAGAAAGUGAUGAACUUUUUCGGCUGGACACAGAAAUCGAAAUGGCCCAGCCUGUCAAUUUAAAAUCAAGAGCAAUAUUUAUAGAUACUGUGACAAAAUCUGGUGGCAAUACCAGUUUGUUUGGCAGUAAACGCAACACAACUGAUGAUGACAGUUCUCCACAGCCGAAACGGCCAACGCCAGAGCGGGUAGAGAACGAGACAACAGAAAAUACUGAAGUAGCUCAGCCUGAGCCCCCAUCAGAAGACCUACCAGAUCUAACUUCAGACAGUGAUGAUGAUUCUGAUGACAGCAACAUUGGUGCAUCCAGUCGACAAAGGCUUUUCAGGAGGCGAAAUUUACUCCGCAAACGCCUUGGCCGACAGAAUUUCAGUUCAGAUGAUUCUGAUUCAACUGUGGAUGAUGACAAUGAAACUAAUGCAGAUAAAAACACUGAUGACGAUGAGGAUAGGACAGAAAGUGAUGAAGUGAGGAUAGCCCUUGAAUCAUUGUUUUCUAAAACAAACCCAAAGCCUAACUGGUUUGCUGUGCCUGAAUUAAGGAAGAGAGAAUAUGGUUACAACCCAAGCUGUUUUAUGGAAAAAGUUCAAGGAAGCUUAUCGAUGGUGAAACGUUUAGUCAGAGUGGAGAGUAUGAAAGCACAUGAAGGGUGUGUGAAUGCUCUGAGCUUCAACAGAAUAGGCACUUUACUUGCUAGUGGCUCAGAUGAUCUCAACAUUGUCUUGUGGAACUGGCAGAGAGCCAGGCCAUCACUGAUCUAUGAUAGUGGCCAUCGGAGUAAUGUCUUUCAGGCUAAAUUUAUGCCAUACAGUGGUGACUGCCAUGUGAUCAGUUGUGCAAGAGAUGGUCAGGUGCGAUUGGCUGAGCUCUCUUUAACAGGGGUUUGCAAAACAACUCGCAAGCUAGCCCAGCAUAGAGGCGCUGUACAUAAGCUGGCUCUCGAGUUAGACUCACCAAAUGUCUUUCUAAGUUGUGGUGAAGAUGCGCUAACAUAUUUGUUUGACCUCAGGCAGGAAAAACCACAUAAGUUAGUGAUAACCAAAGAAAAUGAAAAGAAAGUCCCAUUGUAUUCUAUCCACUCUAAUCCCUGUGACCCUCGUCAGUUCUGUGUUGGUGGCAGAGAUCUUUAUGUCAGAGUUUAUGACAAGAGAAAAAUCAACGAGGAAAUUGAUGGCGGUGUGCUGAAGAAGUUUUGUCCAGAUCAUCUGGUAAACAGUGAGAUCAAAGCAAACAUCACCUGUGCUUGUUACAACUACAAUGGAACAGAAAUUCUGGCCACCUACAAUGAUGAGGACAUUUACUUGUUUGAUAACACAAUGUCUGAUGGUGCAAACUAUACACACAGAUACAUUGGACACAGGAAUAAUGCUACAGCCAAGAAUGUCAACUUUUAUGGUCCCAGGUCAGAGUUCAUUGUGAGUGGUAGCGAUUGUGGCUAUAUUUAUUUCUGGGACAAAGAGACUGAAGCUAUCAUUAACUUCCAGGAAGGAGAUAAUGCUGGAGUGGUGAAUGUCCUAGAACCUCAUCCAACUCUUCCUUUCCUGGCCACCAGUGGACUGGAUCAUGAUGUCAAGUUAUGGAUGCCCUAUGAACCAGACCCAGAACUGUGUAUAGAUGAACUUAAAAAGAUUGUGAAGAAAAACUUCUCAGAUAGGUGCCAAGAGAGAAAAUAUUCUGAGCCUGAAAUGAUUGGAGGUCAAAUGCUCUGGUUUAUCAUGCACCAUUUUAGGAAUUCAGCUCGAAGAAGGAUGAGAGAAGAAGGUCAAGUAUUGUCCAGUUCUGAUGAAGACAACAGUAGCAGGUCAGAUGACUCUGACACAAACUCAAUGCAGUGUGCCCAGUCAUAGGCUUAAGCAGUCUUCAGUGGGACAUUGAUAAUAAGACAGGGUCCUCUAACAAGGGAGAUUAAUGACAUGAAAUGAUCUUCAUUGUUCUUGAGCUUCAAAUUUGCCCCUUUGUCAAGAAGGCAUGUGGAUUUUGAACAGCUCUGCAAGCUGGUUGUGUGGGAUGCAAUGUACAAAGUCCUGAUCUGAUCCUGUAGAUAACAAUAGUACUAUGUAUAUGACAAUGUGUUUUGUUUUUUCUUCUCUUUGUUUUACUUGAUCAUGUAUGGCUGUUUGUUUUAAAUGCAAACUAAAACUUUGGACUUUGUACAAAUAUAAUUUGUAGAAAUAAAACAAAAUGUAUAAAAAAAAAAAGAUAUUUUUUGAAGCAAUGUUGUUUUCUUCAAAGUGUGCCUGAUCUUUUCUAUGUAGAGUUUAUACCGGUUUAUUACAGUUACUAUUUGGAGUUUUCACAUUUUUGGGGGGAUUCACCUGCAUGUAUUUUGUUGUCAAUGCAUUACUUAGACUAGCUUGAAUCGCUUCAAAUGGGUAAAGUUUGAUAUAGAUUGUGGUCUGGCCUAAUGGUUUUGGGAAGUCACCUGUAUUUCUUGGUAAUGUUAACUAGUCUUGUUUGAACUAAACUAUUAUGAUAACUGAUAGCAAGCUGGACUAAUGUGUUAUCAGGAAGUUACCUUUACCUCUUUGCUACAUGUUAACUAGUCUUGCUUGAAUUCAUUGUUUAUAACAGUUUGAAAGACUGAUAUAAUGUUUUUGGGAAGUCACUUGUAUUUCUUGGCUACACUUGCUGAAUAUAUAGGAUGACAGUUUGAUAGCAAAGUGAACUGGUAUAAUGUUUUUGGGAAGUCACUUGUAUUUUGUAUUUCUUGGCUACAAAUUCACUUGUUGAAUAUAUAGGAUGACAGUUUGAUAGCAAAGUGAACUGAUGUAAUGUUUUUGGGAAGUCACGUGUAUUUUCUUGGCUACAAAUUCACUUGUCUUGCUUGAGAAUGUAGGAUAACAGUUUGAUAGCCAUGUGGACUGGCUUGAUCUCAUCUUGAGCACUCUCUCUAUUUUAUUUAGAGCUAAAAUGUUUUUGAAACUGUUCAAGAAUGAAUGACUCUGGAUGUAUGUUUUACAUGCCAUUUUUUUUUUUAACUUGGGAAAAUUCAGAUCUAAAUUUUAAAUUAACUUUAAAAUUUGUUGGCAUUUAAGUCACUUUUGGUAUUUUUAUGACUAUUUUUUGUAAGCACGUGAAUGAAAUGUUCAGACAUUUAAUAAUGUACUGGUAUUGAGAAGUAAAAGAAACAAUGCAACCAACAUUUCAACCCAAACAUUAAUCCUGGAAAUGGACAGACACACUACACAAGUGUAUCUUGUGGGAAUACACACAAAAAAAAAUUGUUAAAAUAAAUGUAAAAAGCAUUGCUCUAAAAAUGUUGGCAGAACUGACAGUAUGCAAUUCUGUAAUAAGUGGGUUAGCAGUGUGUAUUGUAUAUAUGCAGAUAAGUACAUAUAUAUAUAUAUACAUGUAAAUUAUGUUUAAGUUAUUCAAAUGGAGCUUAUAAAAGCUGGAUUAGCUUUUUGAUGAGAUAUUUGCGAUUGUGAAAAAACCAAUAACACUGCAGUGAAUUCCAAGCAAAUAUUUGUCAGUUUUGCAAGAUUAUUUACUAAAAUAUUAUUUAAAUAAAUAGAAGAAAAAAAAACAACAGUUGUAGUCUUAUUUUCUAAAUCAUGUUAAUCAAAAAGUUUAAUAUAUAAAUUUAUCCAUUGCCAUAUGAAGGGCAUAGUUGUUAGACUAUUAAAGAUUACUCAAUUUUUUUUGUAUUUAUUUAUUUAUUUUUUUAUUAACUUGUACCCUCAUAUUAUUUUGAUUACUUCCCCUGCAUCACAGUAAAAACGCUUGUAGGAUGGUUGCCUGCAAAUUAAUGACACUAGAAAAUGAAAACUUUAAUAAUUUAAUCUAAGGGGGAACCACUAAAAAACACACACAUCCAGUGUUUGAUUUAAUGUAACAAAUAUUAAAUACUAACAUUACUGAGUAAUAAUAUGUAUAAUAUAUGAUGGAACACAUAUAUAAAUAAUAUUUUUGAAAUUUCUAAAACUACUGGUAGGCUUUUUGCAGCCUAGCUUGCUAUUGGUGAUAGUAAAAAAAAAAAAGUAAAGUACCCCCUUUCAGUUCUUGCGAUCUAUAGGGCAGAUUAUGUAAAGGUCAUCUGUUUCUGUGGCCCACGGUUAACAAGGGGUGUCGUGUGUCCAACACAACUGCCUACCACCUUUACUUUGCCCACCUAAUGUCAGGUACUAUUUACAGCUGGGUGGAAUCAAAAGUGCCCAAAGAUCCCAAAAUUAAAAAUCCUGUCUUCAUCAGGAUUUGAACUCGGGACCCCUGGCUCAGAAGCCAAACGCUGUACCACUCAGCCACCCACUGCUGCUGAUGGUGAGAAGUAAUUAGUGUGUAAAGCUCCCAUUCACUAAAUUUUAUAGCAUAGUGAUACAAAUAUUAAUUGAGGUGAAAUAAAUUGGUUUUAGUCUUUCAUGAUAUGGGGUUGAUUUAUUUAUCUAGACAGCCCACAUCCCGAAUUCUGGAGGACCCUAGAGGACAGCUAACAUGAAGUAAUGAUUUGUUAAAAAUGAUUCAAUUAUAUAGAGCUAUUAUUGCACAGAGUUACAAUAUCAAUCUGUUUUGUAGAAAUUUGCAUAACAUAGUCUUCAUGUUUCUCUUUCUAGCUUUUCUUCUCAUGUGCCCCAUAAGCUUGUGGCCUUCCCCAAUUCUCAGUGCUUGGGCUGUUGUGAUAGUUGUGCUCUUUGAGUUCUAGUGUCUGUCUCUCUGAAUGGCGAAUUAAACUUGAUGUCAAUCUUAUCUUUGGGAUCUGCAUUUAGUCUGACCAGUUCAAAUUCCUGUAUGAAAGUAAUAUCCUAAUGCUGCAAUAUCUAUACAUUUAAAAUGUGAAGUUGAGUUGUGACAGCUCAAAGGAAAUUUUAAAAAGAGAUGUCACUGAUAAAAACAAAUGUAUGUAUAUAAUGUUCUUUGUUUUUUCUCUAACAUGGAAGCCCUACUUUAUAGCAUUUAUUUUAUAUCAAAAAAAUGUUUUUUUUAAUUUUCUUGUGUGACAGCUAAUUGUUGGCAAUAUCUACAGAACGAUAAUAAAUAAAUAAUAAACUAGA